AUGUUCUGCUAUGCGUCGCUUGUGGUGUUCUAUACCAGCGCUCUCCCCAUCCGCCUGGGCGUCGCCGCCCGCCCGGAUCCCAUUUCCAACAUCGUUGAACUGUUCACGUAUCAAAGGCAUAGAUGCAGUUCUGGCGCCAUUCAUCCCUUCGCUACGGAAAAGCUUCCGAGCCCCUCUUGCCUUGCCUCCAGUGUUUGGCUUGAGAAUCAGCUUCUAGGAACCAGGCAACCCCCCGUCUCACAAUUACCCCCAGACGCCCUCUCGCACAUCAACUCGCUCCGUGAAUUCUCCGAAAUGCUCGAUAUGGCAGCUGAAGAACGUAACGACUAUAACAUCGCUUUCUCCAGGCUAGAGAGCGUAGUCCGGCAAAUCAAUCUGGCAGGCCCAUCCGUUGAAACGGGCACCUGCAUGGUAUACAUCUGGCCGUUCGGUCUCCCAAAGAGUGUGACGACCGACAUCCAGGAAAGGCAGCCUCUGGCUCUUAUAGUGCUCGCGCAUUACUGUGGUAUACUGAAUCUUUUGGACAAUUCGUGGUUUCUACACGGCUGGGGCCGACAGCUAUUGAGUGAACUUGGAAAGCAGUUGCCUUCUGCGUAUGCGCACUGGUUGGAGUGA
Aspergillus mulundensis is the source of this 615-nucleotide messenger RNA. RefSeq lists its product as uncharacterized. The record is from RefSeq and is a predicted model, not a curated record. The coding region runs from base 1 to 615 and encodes 204 amino acids. NCBI's taxonomy places the organism in Eukaryota, Fungi, Ascomycota, Eurotiomycetes, Eurotiales, Aspergillaceae. The transcript has 2 exons. Gene Ontology annotation, molecular function: DNA-binding transcription activator activity, RNA polymerase II-specific. Gene Ontology annotation, biological process: regulation of transcription by RNA polymerase II.